Dermatophagoides farinae (American house dust mite) is the source of this 364-nucleotide messenger RNA. Lineage: Eukaryota; Metazoa; Arthropoda; Arachnida; Sarcoptiformes; Pyroglyphidae. The record is from RefSeq and is a predicted model, not a curated record.
GGCAAAUCGAAAAAAACUAUUGCAAACAAAAAACAAAAAACCAUUAUGUUAUCAAGCGAUGAUGAUGAUAAUUCAUCACAAUUAUUGGCAGUAUCAACACCGAAACAGCCAUCACUUCGUGUUCGUAAAGUGAUAAAUUAUAAAGAAUAUACCAAUGAGGAAUCGGAUGUCAAUGAGGAAUCUGAUGUCAAUGAGGAAUCGGAUUAUAAUUCUCAAGAUAAUGAUGAUACUGACGAAUCGGAUGAUAACUUUCCUGAUAAUGACGAUAAUGAGGAAUAUCAUUGAAGAUUUCAUUGUAAACUCAAUUCUAAAUAAUUUGCAUUGAAAUAAAUUUAUAUAAAUAAAUAAAAACGAAAAAAUUAAA